AUGUCAGGUUUUGAGAUGACAAAUAUUAUAUGCACAUCGCUGGACGAAUCUUAUGCUUCAUUUGAGUAUUGUUACUUGAAAUCCGUGAAUCGAACUCAUAAAUACGCAUCUUUGAAAGCAAAAUUACACAAGGGGCCCGUUUAUAAAAUUAAGGUAAACUUUGCGAUUUAUCAACGGCUAAACGGAUACAAGCCAUUUCUGUAUAAUGUCACCGUCGACGGAUGUAAAUUCGUAUUAAAUCAAAAAUCUUCUCCAGUGACCUCAUUUAUUUUUAACCUUUUCGCUCCUUAUUCGAACAUGAAUCACUCGUGUCCCUAUGACAAUGACAUAAUUGUGGAAAAAGUGCCUUAUUCGUAUUUAAAUAGCCAGUUGUCGACUGUUUUGCCUUUUCCAAAAUCUUCUUAUGCAUUUUGCAGCGAUUGGUAUGGCGAUGCGAUAAAACGAGCAUCCGUUAAUGUUUAUGGUACAUUAACAUAG
This is a messenger RNA of Drosophila subpulchrella, 477 nucleotides long. RefSeq lists its product as uncharacterized. Bases 1 to 477 code for a protein of 158 amino acids. Lineage: Eukaryota; Metazoa; Arthropoda; Insecta; Diptera; Drosophilidae. The transcript has 3 exons. The record is from RefSeq and is a predicted model, not a curated record.